Molecule: messenger RNA, 4278 nt
Organism: Phyllostomus discolor (pale spear-nosed bat)
Lineage: Eukaryota; Metazoa; Chordata; Mammalia; Chiroptera; Phyllostomidae
Gene: DCT
Product: dopachrome tautomerase
Exons: 8
Coding region: 484-2037 (517 amino acids)
Biological process (GO): melanin biosynthetic process from tyrosine; positive regulation of neuroblast proliferation; ventricular zone neuroblast division
Cellular component (GO): melanosome
Molecular function (GO): oxidoreductase activity; dopachrome isomerase activity
Source: RefSeq, a predicted model, not a curated record
AGGCAGCCCCGUGUUUGGCUUUUGAACUGAGUUCAAGGCGAUUAAAGUCAUGGGCUCAGGAGGAAAGGGAGGGGGGGCAGUUUAGAAAUACCAGCAUAGUACGUGGCGUGGCUGGAGCGCUCUGCAAAUUAACUCCAUUAGACAAAGCCUGAUUUAAUGGGGGGAAGAGGGUGAGAAGCGCUACCCUCAUUAAGCCUGGCUGUUAGAGGCGCUUCUAAUACAAUUAAAUUUGUUUCAGUUUGGAUCACAUAAAAUAGCCACUGUGUGUGCAUGUACACACGUGCACAGGCGUGGGUUCUGGGAUUUUUAUGGGCGUUUUUUAAAGAGGAGAGGAACGGACCACAAGACAAAAAUAUACAAGAAAAAAAAUAAAAAACCGAAAAUCGAAAACUGAGUGAAUGCUCAAGCACUCUAGUGGAAGACAAGAAGAAGGCGGUUUGGAAGGAGUGGAAAGCGAGAGAAAGUCCUCCUGAUUAUAAAGCCAUGAGCUCCCUUCGCUGGGGGCUUCUGCUCAGCUGCCUGGGCUGUGCCGUCCUGCCCGGAGCCCGGGCACAGUUCCCCCGGGUCUGCACCACAGUGCACAACCUGGUGACCAAGGAGUGCUGUCCACUGCUGGGUGUGGACCCGGCCAAUGUCUGUGGCUCUCGGGAGGGCCGUGGGCAGUGCAAGGAGGCGCAAGCCGACACCAGGCGCUGGAGCGGCCCUUACACCCUGCGAAACCGGGAUGACCGAGAACGGUGGCCACGGAAGUUCUUCAACCGCACCUGCACGUGCACAGGAAACUUUGCUGGCUAUAACUGUGGAGACUGCAAGUUUGGCUGGACCGGCCCCAACUGUGACCAGAAGAAACCGCUGGUCGUGCGACGCAACAUUCACUCUUUAACGCCUCAGGAGAGGGAGCAGUUCUUGGGUGCCCUGGACCUCGCAAAGAACACCACCCACCCCGACUACGUGAUCACCACGCAACACUGGCUGGGCCUGCUCGGGCCCAACGGGACGCAGCCACAGGUCGCCAACUGCAGCAUUUACGACUUCUUUGUAUGGCUCCAUUACUAUUCUGUUAGAGCUACAUUAUUAGGACCAGGGCAUCCCUACAAGGCCGCUGACUUCUCGCACCAAGGACCUGCCUUUGUCACCUGGCACCGGUACCAUUUGUUGUGGUUGGAAAGAGACCUCCAGCGCCUCAUUGGCAACGAGUCCUUUGCUUUGCCCUACUGGAACUUUGCCACUGGGAGGAACGAGUGUGACGUGUGCACAGACCAGCUGCUCGGGGCAGCGAGACAGGACGACCCGACUCUGAUCAGCCAGAACUCGAGAUUCUCCAGCUGGGAAAUUGUCUGCGAUAGCUUGGAUGACUACAACCAGCAGGUCACUCUGUGUAAUGGAAGCCACGAAGGGCUGUUGAGAAGAAACCAAGGGGGAAGAAACGGAGAGAAAUUGCCGUCCUUCAAAGACAUACAAGAUUGCCUGUCUCUCAAGGCGUUUGACAACCCUCCUUUCUUCCAGAACUCUACCUUCAGCUUCAGGAACGCCCUGGAGGGGUUCGACAAGGUGAACGGGACCCUGGACUCGCACGUGAUGGGCCUCCAUAAUUUGGUCCACGCCUUCCUGAACGGGACCAGCUCUCUGCCGCACUCUGCCGCCAACGACCCCAUUUUUGUGGUCCUCCAUGCCUUUACUGAUGCCAUUUUUGAUGAGUGGAUGAAAAGAUUUAAUCCUUCUGCAGAUGCUUGGCCUUGGGAGCUGGCACCCAUCGGUCACAAUCGGAUGUACAACAUGGUUCCUUUCUUCCCUCCCGUGACUAAUGAGGAAUUCUUUUCAACCGCAGACCAACUUGGCUACAGCUAUGCCGUUGACAUGCCAGCAGAAGAAACUCCAAGUGGGACCGCAACUCUCUCGAUGGCUGUGGGAAUGCUGGUGGCCUUGGUGGGCCUCCUAGCGCUGCUGGCUUUCCUUCAGUACAGAAGACUUCGGAAGGGAUAUACGCCCUUAAUGGAGGCGCAGUUCAACAACAAGAGAUACACAGAAGAAGCCUAGGGUGCUUACCCUGGAGGAGAGGCCACCCGAGCUGCAGUUGCGACCCUUUCAACGAACAAGCUAACCCUCACUAUUCUUCCUUUAGCUGAAGAUCUGUGGCUCAGCUCACUCUGUUGGGGCGAUGACCCCAGGCACAGAAGAUGCUUAGCCGUAGUUUCUAGGUGCGUACGUGUAUGUACAACACAUGCAAGCUGCAGUACUCUAGGCUAUCUCUGCCAUCCAACAAAGGUAGAAUAGGAGAUUUGUGGCAUCUCAUAAUAAUUCCCCAUAUGGAUUAAGGCGCCUUGCGUUUUGAGAAUAUAAAUAAAAGUUGACAGUGUGCAUUCAUGGUAAUUUGCAGGUUAGUGUGAUGUGGGACUUGGACAAGAUUAUGGUUCAAUUUUUCUUAGUCCAAAUGUCUCCAUUUGUAAUGGGGUGGGUGUAGGGGGUAGCAGGUGCUGCAAUAGUCUCUGAGCUCCCUUUCAGCUAAAUAUCUGUGCUUUCAGGUGCCUUUCUGACUGUCUUCUUGAGCCUUACUUUUCUUCUUUUCUUCUUCAGCCAUUAAAAUGGCCAUGAGGGUGAAAACAAGCCUUAUUUUGCAAGUAGGAUGGAGAAUGAAUGAAUGAAUGAAUGAAUGCUCAAUUCAUUUCUCUUUUAUAAAUUAGACAUUGAGAAGUUUAUCAAAAGUCUGAAAUUCUUAAUGGGAGACACACCACAAGAAACGAUAGCUGGAUAAGCAUGAUAAGCAUGAAUCCUAUAGUGAUAAAUAAUUAGAUAAAGGAAUAAAUGAUAGAGCUUUCUAGUUAGUUAAUGCACAGCUUCAAGCCUGUGGCCCAGUACGGAAUCCCUCUUUCCUGGAAAGGCUGGCUGGAGGUGGCCAAUGAGGAUACAGCCCUGAACACGAGACAAUUUAAUCAGUGUCCCUUUGCUCUGAGGUCCCAUUUGACUGAUCCUGAACCAGUUCCUUUACUAGGUAGGCUCAAGUGAAACAUUAUUCACAUACAAUGCAUUUGGCUUAUCUUUAAGAGUUGACUUUUGAUUCAUUAAUCCUGCACUGUACCGACAGUUACUUAUGAACGCUGAUCAGUUGUCUUAUUAUUUAACAGCCAACCGUGCAUACAAAACAUAACAAUGCAGAAAUUAGAUGGUUAUGUUCCACUAAGUAAUCGUCAGAUCAGGAGGGAGAAGAAUCUUUACUAAGAGGUUUAAACUUAGCAAUAUGACCCCUACUUCUGAGAAGGUAACAGUUACUGAGCUUUGAAGGCAAAUUGCAUGUGUUCAUGUCUGGCCCCUGUGUGUGUCCAUCGGUGGGGAGGGCAAAGUUCCACCAGGUGGCCUGUCUGUCUGCUCAUCGCAAACCCUCUCUAUGGGAUGCACGUGUGUAAAGAGUGGGUGUGAGGAGGACCCUGGAUCUGCCUUCUACCUACGGGGGCUCGGAGGGUUCAAGAUUCACCAACCCCCACCUCCCGUGUCAUCCCCUGAAAUGAAACAGAGGAAUGGACCAAGUCCAAUCUGAACUGAAUUUGAGUCUCAUAAAGCUCCAGGUGUAUUGGAGAGUAGGCUCAGCAGAUAAGAAUUGAGAUAGCACAGAGUCCUUCGUGGGGUGAAGCCCUGUGUGACAUUCUUAGACACGGCCACAUCUUGAUUCCUGCCUUGAACGGCAUAGGUGAAAAGUCAACCAUGCUUCACUCUGGACAGUUUACACACUCAACUCAGGGUUGUUGCAGAACACACUUCUGCAUCCAGUUGUUAAACCAAACGAGGUAUAUAUUAAAAUGAAGAUAAAGCUGUGCUUGGUAGGUGUGUUCCUGAGAAGUUGUGUAUCAAUCCAUUAUACAUUAAAAGCACCACGGGGAAUUAGUUUUUGUAGAUGAACUAUUAUGAAUAAUUCUAUAAGGCAAAUAACCACCUCUAGUUUAUCUUUCAGGUAUAUCAGAAUUUUCAUACAUCAUAUUCUCAUAACAUUCAUUUAAAGCAAGAUCUAUCUGAGGUAGAAGUAAAGAACAGUCAUUUAUACUUUGCUACUUUUAUCUAUAGUGCUUGAAACUUAUUGUAAACACUGUAUUUUAUAAUGUCUCUCUGAAAGAAGUAAUUCCUAAAUUUUAUAGUUCAUAAAAGAGGAAUAAAAUGUUCUAAUAUUACCAUAAAUCAGUGAUGAAUGCCUUUUAACAAAUUCAAAGGUAGAACAAACCUGCAGAAUAAAAAAGUUGGUAUUUACCUACAUUGAAUAUUAUGUGAAUAAACUCAGAAAAUAUCACUGAG